AUGUCUGAGCAGGAGAUAUUAAACGUUUUUGAAUGCUCAAAUGAGUUUGAUUUGCUAAGUGACAGUGAAACUUCGAACAGUGAAAACAGUACAGAAGAACCUUGUGGGUCAAGAGAUGUCCAUGUGUAUGAUUGGGACUCGUCAGAUGAUGACAUGCCUAAUCUCCAUAUACCUAAAAGACAAAAGAAGAAAGCACAGAAACUGUCAAGUGAAGAGGAAAAUCAAGAUACAGACUGUUCUGAAAGUGAUAAUGAUCUAAGACUAGAUGUGGAAGUGGAGGAGGGAAACCAGGGUUCAGUGGAAGAAGAGGGAGACUGGGAUUCUGUUGAAGAGGAGGGAGACCAGGGUUCUGUGGAGGAGGAUGAUGAAGGAGACCAGGGAGCCCCCAAUGACAAUGAAGAACACAACAAGGAAUCAGAUUCAGAAGGAUGGCAGCCAAGAAUAUUUUAA
Molecule: messenger RNA, 450 nt
Organism: Mytilus trossulus (common blue mussel)
Lineage: Eukaryota; Metazoa; Mollusca; Bivalvia; Mytilida; Mytilidae
Exons: 2
Coding region: 1-450 (149 amino acids)
Source: RefSeq, a predicted model, not a curated record